This is a messenger RNA of Gossypium raimondii (Peruvian cotton), 1680 nucleotides long. Its product is annotated as SEC14 cytosolic factor. The transcript has 11 exons. NCBI's taxonomy places the organism in Eukaryota, Viridiplantae, Streptophyta, Magnoliopsida, Malvales, Malvaceae. The record is from RefSeq and is a predicted model, not a curated record. The coding region runs from base 298 to 1311 and encodes 337 amino acids.
UUAUGUUCUGAACCAGCUGACAACAAACACUCCCAGAUUUCAUUAGUUUCAAUUUUAUUUUAUUUUUUGUUUUUUCUGUCUGAAAAAAAAAAUAAAAACGGAGCUUUCUCCUUUCUUAUUUUUCUCUCUUUUGAUGAUUCUUAAGCAUAAAUUUUCGAACUUUAAGCUAUAAAGAGAGCAAGAAGGGGAAAUCAAGUAGAACUAGAGCUUUAUUUAGUUGAAGGUUCAGUUUUUGCUGACGAAAAAUUUUCUUCUUUAUAUUCCCUUUUUGUUAAUUUGUGAGAAAGGAUAGACAAAAUGAGCAAUACUCAUCAGGAAGCUAUAAAGCAAUUUCUGUCUUUGAUGGGAAAUGUUGACGAGAAAUUGAACGACACAUUUCAGAACAUGCACCAUGGGUAUCCAACUGAAACUCUAGCGCGGUUUCUGAAAGCGAGAGAUUGGGAUGUUCAGAAAGCCUAUAAAAUGUUAAUUGAUUGCUUACAAUGGAGAAUACAGAAUGAGAUUGACAACAUAUUAUCAAAACCAAUUAUUCCCGCUGACUUAUAUAGAGCAGUGCGAGAUUCUCAGCUUGUAGGAUUAUCUGGUUACUCAAAAGAGGGUCUUCCUGUCAUUGCUAUCGGUGUUGGGCUUAGCACAUAUGAUAAAGCAUCCGUGAAUUACUAUGUACAGUCACACAUUCAAAUGAAUGAAUAUAGAGAUCGUGUAGUAUUGCCUGCGGCCACACAGAAGUAUGGAAAACAUAUUAGCACAUGUUUGAAGGUAUUAGAUAUGACUGGCUUGAAGCUUUCGGCAUUAAACCAAAUAAAGCUACUGACUACUAUAUCAACAAUUGAUGACUUAAAUUAUCCAGAGAAGACGGAGACAUAUUAUAUUGUCAAUGCACCAUACAUAUUUUCGGCAUGUUGGAAGGCUGUAAAACCUCUGUUGCAAGAAAGGACGAAGAGGAAAAUUCAGGUGCUUCAAGGUUGCGGAAGGGACGAGUUACUCAAAGUAAUGGAUUAUUCAUCCCUCCCACAUUUUUGUCGAAAAGAGGGUUCCGGAUCAUCACGGAACAGAAGCAAUGGAACCAUAGAUAAUUGUUUCUCAUUAGACCACUCCUACCAUCAACAACUUUACAAUUACAUAAGGCAUCAAGCUAAUCUUAUAGAGAGUGGUAGGCCAAUCAAACAGGGAUCAGUUCACGUAGAAUUUCCCGAGCCAGAUCCAGAAGAUACCAAGAUUGCAAAGACCAUCGAAUCUGAGUUUCAGAGGCUUGCAGACCAAAAUGGUAUUUGCAACUCCCUAAAUGGGCUUAAAGUAAAUGGUGACUAGAUCCUACGAUACUACUGAUUUCAUAAAUUGUUGCCAAUAUGUUACUUGAGAGUCAGCACUUUGACCGGAAAAGGUUAAAUCAACAUUAGAAUGAGAGGCUUUUUGGUCUUUCAAUUAUCAAAUGUAAUAGCAGAGCUUUCUUGCAUCGGGUUGAAUCCGAUGCUGUUUUAGCAGACAGCGACUAAUUUGAUGUAACUCAAUAUGCCACCUUCCCAGGGUGGAUAAUAGCUCAUUAUUUUACCAAAUUUUCUGUAGGAUGCAUGGCAUUGCUUCUGGAAUAAUUUUCUUGUCAGCGUUCUCUGAAUAUUUGCUCAAACAUAGUUGCUUUAAUGGGGAAAUUGCUGCUUUGAGGAAGCACCCAUUCUUACA